This is a messenger RNA of Colletotrichum spaethianum, 1554 nucleotides long. Its product is annotated as high-affinity methionine permease. Gene Ontology annotation, cellular component: membrane. Gene Ontology annotation, biological process: amino acid transmembrane transport. The record is from RefSeq and is a predicted model, not a curated record. NCBI's taxonomy places the organism in Eukaryota, Fungi, Ascomycota, Sordariomycetes, Glomerellales, Glomerellaceae. Bases 1 to 1554 code for a protein of 517 amino acids. Gene Ontology annotation, molecular function: L-amino acid transmembrane transporter activity. The transcript is spliced from 4 exons.
AUGGCCGGCAACAGCAUUCAUUUUGCGCUCCGAGUAUUAGAAGCGGCUGGCGUUGAGAAACCCGAGAAUGGCCCAGUCCGCGGCAUUGCCCUCGCAGCCGCUACUUUUGCGUGCAGUGUUCAUGCUCUUAGCCGUCGUUUCGGUAUUCUGCUUAACAACACCCUGGCUAUGAUGAAAAUCAUGAUUAUGCUGCUGAUCAUCAUUGCUGCCAUUGUUGUGGGAGCCGGGGGGUUUUCGGAAACCGAAAACGUCUUCAGCAGUAACACGUCUCCAAAGAACUCAUUCAAGGACGCCUCGAAAGAAGCCAACAGUUACGCACAAGCUUUUCUUGCAAUAAUCUUCACAUUUUCCGGAUUCGAGCAGCCGAACUACGUCCUCGGGGAGAUCAGUCGACCCAGAAAGAAGUUUCCGAUUGCUAUGGGAGCUGGUGUGGGUGUCGUUGUGAUGCUAUACCUCGCCGUCAACAUCUGCUAUUUGGUAGUGGUUCCCAAAGACGAGCAGAUCCAGCACAAUGUUGCUCGAAAGUUCUUCGAGCUUACCUUUGGAACCCUGGGCUCAGGCAGCGACACGGGUUUUCGCAUCUUCAACGCUUUUCUAGCCGUCUCCUCCAUGGGCAACAUCAUUGUCAUGACGUAUACAGCCGCCCGAGUAAAGCAAGAGAUUGCGAAGGAGUUCUUCGCCCAAAAUACAGACAUGAGCAUCGGCCGACUGAUUAGAUGGUUCCAGAAGAAAGGCUGGUUCGUGUCGCUUCAUCGAGUCCGAUGGCUCUCUCCGGAACAUCAUAGCGAGAGGACGCCUGUUGGCGCUCUAGUUCUCCAUUUCGUCAGCUGCGUCAUACUCAUCUUCGCGACAUACGGUAUAGAGCCGACAGCGGCCUACAAUUUGCUUACGUCGUUGAGCGCGUAUGUUAUCAACGCAUUCAUAGGGACUUUCCUGGGCCUGGGUAUACUUAUCCUGCGAUUCCGAGGACCACCUAGGACCGUGGCCGAAGACGAUACUUCGACCCACGGACGAGACUCACAGCCGCUUACCUGGGCUGAAAUGACAGGAAAGCGAUUUCACCCCUUCUUGUCUGUCUUCUCCGCCCUCGUGUACAUGUGCGGAGGUCUUUACCCGGUAAUCACCAACUGGGUUCCCCCUUCAGGAAUGCUGCUUUCGACAGUCAAGCCAUGGUACUUGGUCCCUACCGUUUCAUGGGUCAUCAUUGGCAUUGGUAUUGCUUGGUUUUUUGGUUUCGUACUUGUUGCACGCUAUAUUGAAAGAAAAGACCACAGCGUGUUCGUGGUGGAGAAGAAACCAGAAUUCGAGCCGGCCGAAGGCAGCAGCCGAAGUUCCGAGGCCGGCGGCACUGGAACCGAUCUCAUCCAGGUGCAUGAGACGGUAUAUCUGAGUUGGGUCGGGAAAGAAGCGCUACGCUCGAGGCGGCCGGUCUUCGAAGACCCCAAACAAGUCGAUGGGAAUGUGAGAGAGGUUCCGAUCUCUACUUACGCGGGCACUGACUUUGCUGCCUUCAUGUCGAGUCAAGCGGCGCCCGAAAGAGCGGGCUAUCGCUGA